UCCCGCCCCGUGUAGCCAUCUUGAAUUUCUGAACAAAAAAACAGGGUGAGACAGAAAGAGACAGAUAAAUCAGAGAGGUUCUAUGUCUAUUGUAUAAUAUGAUCGUGGUGAGAAAAAGACGAAUUUAACGAAAAAAUAUGAAACAAAGUGAAUCGAGCGAGGGAGGACAUUGGCCGCACCCCACUUUAACACUAACUGGUAGCUUGCCAGCUAGCUGUAUAUAGGGAUAUCUAGCUAGUUAGCCUUAGCCAGCUAGCUACAGUCACUGGAAGAAUUAAUUCGUUUAGGGGGAACAAGAAGAAGAAAGGCCGUGGAAAUGGAUCGUAUGGAUUGAGUGGAGCUUGUCGGGAAAGGACAGGAGACGGGGGGUCGUAAAGAGAGACGGAGAAGACGAUUUAUUUGAAUCGUAGCGAGAGGGAUCGCAGUCAGCCGCGGCGCUGGCCAUGCCAUCGAGCGCUCGGGCGGGGAGCCUGAAGGACCCUGAUGUGGCCGAGCUGUUCUACAGGGACGACCCGGAGAAGCUGUUCGCCGACCUGCGCGAGAUCGGCCAUGGCAGCUUCGGGGCCGUCUACUUUGCCCGGGACGUCCGCUCCAACGAGGUGGUGGCCAUCAAGAAGAUGUCCUACAGCGGCAAACAGUCGAAUGAAAAGUGGCAGGAUAUCAUCAAAGAGGUGAAGUUCCUGCAGAAGCUGCGGCACCCCAACACUGUGGAGUACAGAGGAUGCUACCUGAGAGAGCACACUGCCUGGUUGGUGAUGGAGUAUUGUUUGGGUUCUGCUUCAGACCUCUUAGAAGUUCACAAGAAGCCGCUACAGGAAGUGGAAAUAGCCGCCAUUACCCAUGGUGCACUGCAGGGGCUGGCGUAUCUUCACUCGCACAACAUGAUCCACAGGGAUGUCAAGGCCGGGAACAUACUGCUGACGGAGCCGGGCCAAGUGAAACUGGGGGACUUCGGCUCUGCCUCUAUCGUCGCCCCCGCCAACUCCUUUGUGGGCACGCCCUACUGGAUGGCCCCGGAAGUGAUUCUUGCGAUGGACGAGGGCCAGUAUGACGGCAAGGUGGAUGUCUGGUCACUUGGCAUUACCUGUAUAGAGCUGGCGGAAAGAAAGCCGCCACUAUUCAACAUGAAUGCUAUGAGUGCCUUAUACCACAUCGCCCAGAACGAGAGCCCGAUCCUGCAGUCCAACCACUGGUCAGAUUACUUUGGGAACUUUGUGGACUCGUGUCUGCAGAAGAUCCCGCAGGACCGGCCCACGUCUGACGUGCUGCUGAAGCACCGCUUCCUGUGCAGAGAGCGCCCCCUGUCUGUGGUGCUGGACCUGAUCGCGCGCACCAAGGAUGCAGUGAGGGAGCUGGACAACCUGCAGUACCGCAAGAUGAAGAAGAUCCUGUUCCAGGAGACGCACAACGGCCCCGCCCCUGAGGGCGUGGAGGAGGAGGAGGAGACGGAGCAGUACCUGCUGAGGACGGGCACGGUGAACAGCAUGGAGAGCUCGCACUCGGUGCCCUCAAUGUCCAUCAGCGCCAGCUCCCAGAGCAGCUCCGUCAACAGCCUGGCCGACGCGUCGGACGACAGCGGAGAGAUGGCCAUGAUGCAGGAGGGAGAGCACACGGUCACCUCCAACAGCUCCAUCAUUCACAGACCGCCGGGCCAUGACAUCAUCUAUGACGACCCGUACCAGCCCGAGACUGAGGCCCAGCAGCAGGCCUCAUCCGCCGCCCGCCGGAGAGCCUACUACCGCAACCGCGACCACUUCGCCACCAUCCGCACCGCCUCGCUGGUGACGCGGCAGAUCCAGGAGCACGAGCAGGGCUCGGCGCUGCGGGAGCAGAUGUCCGGCUACAAGCGCAUGCGGCGGCAGCACCAGAAGCAGCUGGUGGCGCUGGAGAACAAGCUCAAGGCCGAGAUGGAGGAGCACCAGCUGAGGCUCGACAAGGAGCUGGAGAACCAGAGGACCAGCUUCAGCGGGGAGGCGGACAAGCUGUCCAAGAAGCACCAGGCCAUCCUGGAGAAGGAGACGAAAGCAGCGGUGGCAGAAGAGAAGAAGUUCCAGCAGCACAUCCUGGGCCAGCAGAAGAAGGAGCUCUCCAGCCUGCUGGAGUCGCAGAAGCGCCAAUACCGCCAACGCAAAGAGCAGCUGAAGGAGGAGCUGAGUGAGAACCAGUCGACGCCGAAGCGGGAGAAGCAGGAGUGGCUGGUGCGGCAGAAGGAGAGCCUGCAGCAGAAGCAGGCGGAGGCGGAGGCCGGGCUCCUGCGCCGCCAGAGGCAGUACUACGAGCUGCAGGGCCGCCAGUACAAGAGGAAGAUGCUGCUGGCGCGACACAACCUGGAGCAGGACCUGCUGAGGGAGGACCUGAAUAAGAAGCAGACGCAGAAGGACCUGGAGUGCGCCAUGCUGCUGCGUCAGCACGAGUCCACGCAGGAGGUGGAGUUCCGGCAGCUGGCCCUGGUGCAGCGCACGCGGGCGGAGCUCAUCCGCACACAGCACCAGACCGAGCUCACCAACCAGCUGGAGUACAACAAGCGGCGUGAGCAGGAGCUGCGCCAGAAACACGCCGUGGAGGUGCGGCAGCAGCCCAAGAGCCUGAAGUCCAAAGAGCUGCAGAUCAAGCGGCAGUUCCAGGACACGUGUAAGAUCCAGACACGGCAGUACAAGGCCCUGCGGAACCACCUGCUGGAGAGCACGCCCAAGCCCGACCACAAGGCCGUGCUGAAGAGGCUAAAGGAGGAGCAGACCCGCAAGCUGGCCAUCCUGGCAGAGCAGUAUGACCACUCCAUCAACGACAUGCUCUCCACCCAGGCUCUGCGAUUGGACGAGACGCAGGAGGCGGAGUACCAGGUGCUGCGCAUGCAGCUGCAGCAGGAGCUGGAGCUGCUGAACGCCUAUCAGAGCAAGAUCAAGAUCCACACCGACUCCCAGCACGAACGCGAGGCCAAGGACCUGGAGCAGAGGGUGUCCAUCCGCCGGGCGCUGCUAGAGCAGAGGAUCGAGGAGGAGAUGCUGUCCCUGCAGAGUGAGCGGUCGGAGAGGAUCCGCACGCUGCUGGAGCGGCAGGCGCGGGAGAUCGAGGCCUUCGACUCGGAGAGCAUGCGGCUGGGCUUCAGCAGUAUGGCGCUGACGGGCAUCCCGGCCGAGGCCUUCAGCCAGGGCUACCCCAACCCGCCGGCCGCGCCCGGGGGCUGGCCCUCCCGCCCCGUGCCCCGGUCCGGCAGCCACUGGAGCCACGGCCUGCACCCCCACGCCUCCGGGGCCCCGCCCGCCUGGCGCAGCCACAGCAGCUCCGCCCACGGCCUGGGCCAGUCUCCCUCCUCCUCCUCCCACCACCACCACUACCUGCCACAGCACCACCACCACCAGAGCACCCCGCAGCUGUACCGGGAGAGGGACCGGGACAGGGACCGGGAGAGGGAGCGGGACUGGGGCGGGCCCCACCUGUCCUCCCACGCGCACCACCUCCUCUCCUCCCACAGCUCCUCCCAGUCCCUGGCCCUGCUGCCCCCGGCCCCCCUGCCCCCCCCGGCCCUCUCCCUGUCCUCUUCCUCCCCGCCCUCCUCCUCCUCGUCCUCCUCGUCCCAGGGGGGGUACGGCGGGGGGCCCGGGCUGGUGGCGCGGGGCCCCGGCCUGGCGGCCCUCAGGAACAGCCCCCAGCCCCUCAGGAGGACCGCCUCUGGGGGCGGGGCCGCGGGCGGGGACGGGGGUCUGAGCAGGAGCACGUCGGUCACCUCCAACAUCUCCAACGGCUCGCACCUGUCCUACUCAUAAUGAGGCCGGGCGGGCGGGGCGGGGCGGGGCGGGCGGGGCGCACGUGCGUUUGGCAGGGGUGCUUCCACAGACAUGGAGAGAAGGACUGGCUGAGAUGGGUGUGUGACAGUCAAAAGGCACGGAGAGAGCGAGCGAGAGAGAGAGAGAGAGAGAGAGAGAGAGAGAGAGUGGGGUGAUGAGUCCUAACAGGUGAAGGAGAGACAGAAGAGAGCAGGGCGUGAAGAAGUGGUGAACGCAAAAGGAGAAGGCAGGAGUGAAAUGUAAUGUAAAUAAUGCAAAAAAGAAUUAAAAAAUCAAACCGCUAAAAUAAUUUAUCAUUAUUAAUGAUAAUAAUGCUUCAUUAAUGUACUGAGAAAAUGUAUGAGUGAAGAGAAAAAAGGUAGAGGCAAGAGGUUAAGGGACAGAAUAAAAGCAAACAUUUUCUUGCAAGAAUGUGAAGAAAUGGUAAAUAAACACGUCAAACUUUACACUGCCAUCUAGUGGUCGAGCCCAUGUACUACAACUCUGUUUGCAGCCUUUAGAUCUGUGGUCCUCACUCCUGGUCCUGGAGAGACGUAGGCUGUGCUGACUUCUGUUUUCGCCUUUAGAUUCAGACCCAAGAAACCAGGUGAGGUGCGUUAACUGUGUAAUUAACGGCUUUAAUUUAUCAAUUAAGUGCAGAGUAACAACAAAAGCGGACGCCCUGCGGCUCUCCAGGCCCGGGAGUGAGGACCGCUGUGGUAAAGUGUGGUUGUCCCAGCAGGAAGAGGAGUGUACAGGGAGCUGCCCGUUGACCUGCUCUGGGUCCUGGGUGUGGGGGAAGUCCUCCCUGCUUUCCACUGCAAGCGCACUGAGUUUGUAUAUCUGAUGUGUAUGUACGGGCAUCGCAUUCCAAUGCAUGAAGUUAAUGUACAGCCAGCGUAUGUACACACUCACACACACACACACACACACACACACACACACUCACACUCACACUCACACACACUCACACACACGUACACACUCACACACACACACACACACACACACACACUCACACUCACACACACGUACACACUCACACACACACACACACACUCACACACACACACACUCACUCACACUCACACACACAUACACUCACACACAUACACACACACACUCCCACACACACACAUGCACUCCCACACACGUACACACUCACACACACACACGUACACACACACACACACACUCACACACACACGUACACACACACACACACUCACACACACACACACACACACACGUACACACGCUCACUCACUCACACUCACACACACAUACACACACACUCACUCACACACACUCACACACAUACACACACACACUCCCACACACACACAUACACUCCCACACACACUCACACACACGCAUACACACUCCCACACUCACACGCGCGCACACACACAUACACACGCGCACACAUACGCACACACUCCCACACACACACACACUCACUCAUACACACACACACACACACCUCUAAAAGUGGCUGUAAACAUCAGUCCCUUUUUCAGUUUUAAUCACUAUUGUACUUAUAUGUGUAUAUAAAAACACUAACUAAACGUAAUUUUAUACGGUAAUAAUAAUAAUAAUUUUGAUGCUCAUUAUCAUUGAAACCCAAACAGAUUUUAAAAAGGAAGCUUUUUUUUGGAUAUUAUUAUUAUUAUUAUUACUACUACUCCUAUUAUUACUACUACUGCAAUUGUUGUUGUAAUAUUUAUGUUGUACACUAAUUGUUUUUACAUUUUCUUUUUUAAAGUUAUUGCCAAUAUUGACCACUAAAUGGGGAGUGUGAGAUGUUGGAGUGACAGCGUUGUAAAAUGGGUUUAAUAAAAAACUACAAAACCCAGCA
Molecule: messenger RNA, 5622 nt
Organism: Conger conger (European conger)
Lineage: Eukaryota; Metazoa; Chordata; Actinopteri; Anguilliformes; Congridae
Product: serine/threonine-protein kinase TAO2-like
Exons: 20
Coding region: 444-3764 (1106 amino acids)
Biological process (GO): protein phosphorylation
Molecular function (GO): ATP binding; protein kinase activity
Source: RefSeq, a predicted model, not a curated record